Messenger RNA from Mycena indigotica, 1230 nucleotides. RefSeq names its product Oxidored-FMN domain-containing protein. NCBI's taxonomy places the organism in Eukaryota, Fungi, Basidiomycota, Agaricomycetes, Agaricales, Mycenaceae. The transcript has 11 exons. Gene Ontology annotation, molecular function: FMN binding; oxidoreductase activity. The record is from RefSeq and is a predicted model, not a curated record. The coding region runs from base 1 to 1230 and encodes 409 amino acids.
AUGACUGACGUGCGAAACCGAUUUGGGCCGCAAUGGGCUUCUAUCGUGUGCUAUAAAGGACUCGUCCAAUCGAAUGUCUGUCCAACAUCCACCAUGUCCUCCCUUUUCACCCCUCUCAAGCUUGGAAGCAUCACUAUUUCCAACAGGAUCGGUAUGAGUGCCUUGACACGUAAUCGCUCUAGCGCAACCGUCCCGAACGAAGUAAUGCUCGAGUACUAUUUCCAGCGGGCCAAGGGUGGCGCGGGCUUCAUCAUCAGCGAAGGAACUCUUAUUACGCGUCAAGGUACCGAGUGGCAGGCGGCGCCUGGUGUUUGGAAUGAUGCACAGGUGGCAGGAUGGAAGAAGAUAACCAACGCGGUUCACGGAGCAGGUAGUAAGAUGUAUUGCCAGGUUUGGCAUCUCGGCCGUGUUUCCCACCCCGAUGCGCCAGAGCAGAUCGCUGCGGGCGAGCCCGUUUACGCACCAUCCGCAAUAAGCGCUCGUGGCGGCAAGUUCAGAUUUCUUCCAGGGAAGCCGGGCUACGUCAAGCCCACGGAGCUUCCUGAUCCAACGGUGAUCAUCGAGCAGUUCAAGCAGGCUGCCAUUCACGCAAAAGAGGCUGGGUUCGAUGGCGUCGAAUUGCAUGGCGCGAAUGGCUACAUCGUGCACCAAUUCUUGGAUUCAAGUUCGAACCAACGCACUGACAAAUGGGGUGGUAGUCCCGAGAACCGCGCGAGGUUUGCUCUGGAGACUUUGAAAGCGCUGAUUGAGGUUUAUGGACCAGAUGUGUCGAUAAAGCUCAGUCCAGAACAAGCUGGCGGGUAUAACGAUAUGGGUAUGCCUUUGCAAGAGACUAUCGACACAUAUGGUUGUCUUCUGAGCGAGGCGGACAAACUCGGGCUCGCGUAUGUGACGCUGGUGCGAUACGCUGAGUCCACCGAUGUCGAGUAUGAUGGCAAGAAACGCGCGACGAAACACGACGUCGUUGGGACCUUCAAGCCCUUUUUGAAGAACACACCGCUCUUUGUGAACGCAGGGGUUACUCCUGAGGAGGCCGAAGAGCUUGUGAGCAAUGGGACGGCAGCCGGUGUCUUUUUCGGGUUGCCUAUGGUGACCCACCCAGACGUGGGCAAUCGCAUUCGGCAGGGAAAGCCUUUAGACAACGCCCCUGACUUUGUGCACUUGUAUGGGGCUGAAGGUGUGGACCCGGCCAUAGGUUAUGUUGAUUACCCAGCUGCCACUAGUACUUGA